UGCCGAUGUAAAUACCAGUAAUUAAUAGGUGAUUCUAACAGGUGUUACUGGAUACUUUUUUUUAGAGAAAUUGAAGAAAGAAAAAUCAAAGAAGAAUACAAGAAUGGACAAAGAAGGUCGUUCUAUUAGAUGUGAUCACUGUAAUCUAGACGUGGUUUCCAUUGAAGAAUUCAAAAUGCAUAAAUACAACUGCAAAAUGAAUCAAGAAAGUGAAGAAAAUACAACGGAGCGUAAAAGAAACAGCGAAAGCGAUGACAGAAUCGAAAAGCAAGGAGAUGAUUUGCAUGAUAUAGAUUGUUCAACAAAUUGUGAUCAUUGCCAGCAAGACUUCGAGUCAAGAGGCGAAAUGAUACGUCAUCAGAUUUCCCAUUUAACGAUGAGAAAAUACGGAUGUGAGAACUGCGAUAAAAUUUUUACAGAUCCAAGUAAUCUUCAACGUCACAUCCGGUCACAGCAUGUUGGUGCAAGAUGCCAUACAUGCACAGACUGUGGGAAAACGUUUGCAACUUCUAGUGGAUUGAAACAACAUCAACAUAUACAUAGCACUAUUAAACCUUUCCAAUGUGAAGUUUGUUUUAAAGCAUACACGCAAUUUUCUAACUUAUGUCGCCAUAAGAGGAUGCAUGCCGAUUGUAGACAGCAAAUUAAAUGCAAGGACUGCCAUCAGUCAUUUUCUACGGUCACAUCACUGAGUAAACACAAACGAUUCUGCGAGGGAGCUUUACGAAGUGGACUUAAUAUUGGAUUGAGUCGAGAGCCAUAUCAUCGAAUGGGAACUUCUGAUAUUUUAACUCCACACGUGCAAACUAAUCCACUGGCAAUGCUUCGUUCUCAUUUUCCAUAUUAUCCACAACUUCAAGGGAUGUCACAACUAUUUCCAACCACUGCAUGUUCAUCUCUUCAUAGAUAUGGCAUUCCAUUUCCACAAGACAUUCCAAAUGCGCAGAAAUCACCGGUGUUAAAUUUAUUUACAACAAAUGAGGAAAAUUUGAAAGUUGGUAUGAAACGAGAGAGGAAACAUUCGCUUGGUGAUUCUCCUUCGAGUUCUGUGAGUGAUAGAGAUAGCUUUACGUCUAAUGAUGAUGAAAGGGAUUACCACACUCCAAAGCAAGCAAGGUAUGAAGAGAAAAAAGAAGUUCUUCUGAACAAAUCACCAUCUCAACCACAUAUUUAUGCGCCUAUCCCUAAAAUUCCAACACCGCUUGUUCUUCCAGUGUACAGGUCCGAUAUGAAGAGCGCCAAGGUUUCUUCUUUCAAUGAAUAUCACGCAUCUUCAUUUUCGAAAGUAACAUCUGAUCGGGGACAUGAGACUAUCCAUGCUAAUAAGACUGUAACAGAACAACCAUUGGACCUAACAAGAAAGACCAGCAAACAAAUUAAAGACCCGGAUUCUAACGUAGAAUCACUUAAGAAAACGCAUAUUUUUGGGAGUAGUGAUAAGCACAAUUCACCAUUUACAGCUAACAAUCUAUUGAACUCAAAUACGGAUAGCAAAGCACGUUUGUUUGAAAAACAAAUGCAACCAAGCCCGUUCAAUGAUCAGGUACGAUCAUUCCAUGAUAUGUAUUUUCCAAGAUUUCCAUUCUUUGGCUCACAGCACCUUCCUUUCAAUCCUUUCAUUCACCAUGUUAUCAGACCAGAUCUGAUAGACAAGCAAAUUGCAUCAAAUCGUUUUAAUGAACAUCUACAAUUCAUGACAUCUGUAAAUAAAAUCAAGGAAAGAUACUCCUGCAAAUUUUGUGGAAAGGUUUUCCCUCGUUCCGCAAACUUAACGCGUCAUUUGAGGACCCAUACGGGAGAACAACCAUAUAAGUGUAAAUAUUGUGAAAGGUCAUUCAGUAUUUCAUCCAAUCUUCAAAGGCAUGUUCGGAAUAUUCAUAACAAAGAAAAACCGUAUAGAUGCCCCCUCUGCGAUAGAUGCUUUGGCCAACAAACAAAUCUUGACCGUCAUCUAAAAAAACACGAAACGGAAGGGCCCAUAGUGCAUGAUUCACCGGAUCCGGAAGCUGACGAAAAGUGCGAGCAAGACAAGACACAAUGGGACUUGAAAGACGAGGAGUUAAAUGACAAUGACAUUUCAGAUACGAACUCAAUACCAUCAUCUGUUGAAGAUGACCAUGACGGUGUCCUGUCUGAAAAUUGCGAAAAAGAUUUAAAUGACUCAUUAGAAAAGGAUCUUGAUAGAACUGACAGGGUGAAAACGGAAUUAACUGAAAAAGUCGAUGAACAUUUGUUUCCAAGUAGUUUGCUUGUUAAUGCAACAUUUGACUUUUCCAAAAGCUUUAGACCAGUGCCAUGCUUUACAUAAUUGUUAGUUAUUGAAAUAUUCGUGUAUUUUUGUGCAAUUUGUUUUAAUUAUAAAACAGUUAAAUGAAUUCAUAUUUUUUUUAUAUAUACAAUUAUAGUUCCAUUUUUUUGUAAAACUGAAUGUAUUUUCUUUUAGUUCUGGCAAUGUAUAUUACUAAGUCUAAAUGAAAUUCUAUCAUAGAGAUGACGGAAACCAAAAAGUGCUUUUUAUUAUUCAUGUAUGCAUAUUUAUGUAAAAUGAUAUAACUUUUUUGUAUGAGUUCUUGGAGACAUGAUAAGGAGUGGCAUACAUCUCAAACCUUGCAAAAGUUACAAGGCAUAUAGAAAUAUCUUUGGAAGUUCAUUGCCUAUAAAUAAAAUUUCAGCGCCUGUAAAUUUAAUUUUCACUACUUGUUCCCACAGUAAAGUUAAAUGCAAACCUAUCGUUCAACAUUACGGACAAUGUUCUGUUGAGCUAAAUGCUACGUGCCACGAUGGAACAUCUAUCAAUUAACCACAGACAAUUUAUAAACCUCUUCAACAAUCUCCCGUAUGUGAACAAUUAGCAUCUGGAAAUUGUUUAUCCUUCAACAGACAAUGAAAUUUCAACGGUAUUUUUAUACGCCUUGUUUAAACGGAGUCGUUUCAAGUUGAGACGAAUUGGAAGCCCAUUUUGACAUCUUGAUAGCGAGCAAUUGUGAUACUAAUACCAGGAAAAGAAAGGUUAAACUUUUCUCUUUUGUCAUAUCUGUAAGCAUGUUUUACGCACAUUAGUUUGCAUUCUAUUGCUUUUCGCUUUUGUUUUUAAAUUUCAGAUUUAAAGCAUCUUGAGCCGUCGAGUUAUCUUUAUUUCAUUUGCAAAAAAGUGAGAUGUUUUAGUUAAAAUAAGAUUAUUCGAAUGAAUUGACUUACGCAUUAAGCAAUGCUUUUAAGCAAUUUUUCUAUUAGGUAUACAAUGCUUAUAAAAUCAAAACAUAAGUUGUGUUCGACAAUAUCUUGUGUAAUUAUGCAUAAUGUUUUUACUGAUUUUUAUUUCUUGAAUAUUUGUUGUAUUUAUAUUUUAUAGUUAGUGCUAUACAUUCUGGUGCCUAGUUAUUUGAUUUUACCGACUGUCUCCUUUAUUUAUUAUCAUUAUUAAUAAAAUGUUAUAAUUUG
Messenger RNA from Mytilus californianus (California mussel), 3441 nucleotides. RefSeq names its product histone-lysine N-methyltransferase MECOM-like. Gene Ontology annotation, cellular component: nucleus. Lineage: Eukaryota; Metazoa; Mollusca; Bivalvia; Mytilida; Mytilidae. The coding region runs from base 104 to 2308 and encodes 734 amino acids. The record is from RefSeq and is a predicted model, not a curated record. The transcript is spliced from 4 exons. Gene Ontology annotation, biological process: regulation of transcription by RNA polymerase II. Gene Ontology annotation, molecular function: RNA polymerase II cis-regulatory region sequence-specific DNA binding; DNA-binding transcription activator activity, RNA polymerase II-specific.